ACUACUUUCCACAAUGUGUGCUGAGGCUCUACCUUCACUUCACCACAACCACCAAGAGCAACUCAAGAACAACGCAUCUCUGGAGAAUCGAAGCAACGGGAUCACUGGAGCCUGGCCAUCGAAGCAGCACCAGUACUACAAGCAUCGCGCCUUGAGAAGAAUCCAUGGAGCUGUAAACAUCAUGGGGUGGGGAGUCCUCUUGCCGAUAGGCGCAAUCAUUGCACGAUACUUUAAAGAAUCAAGCAACGAUUGGUACAAUCUUCACAUCAUGUCCCAGUUCUCAGGGUUCAUUCUUGGCACGCUCGGAUGGGGUAUCGGAAUAACCAUCAAGAAUGAACAUCACCAUAUGAGCAGCCAUGGGAUUCUUGGAACUUUAAUAUUUGCACUGGCUACUCUUCAGUUGUUAGGCAUGUGUUUGCAGCCGGAUGAGGAACACGAAGGCCGGAGAUAUUGGAUCAUCUAUCAUAACGUACUCGGCUAUGCCCUCAUUGUUCUCAUCAUUGUAAAUAUAUUUCAAGGUAUUGGCAAUCAGAAGACGCCCAAGACAUGGGAUUUUGUUUAUGGUGCUGUUUUGGGAGUUUUGGGUGUGAUUGCUCUAGCUCUUGAGAUUCUCAGAUGGAUAUAUGUAUAGAUUCUUCACACCUUGCUAUUUGAUAGCAUGAAAGUGUAUUUUUUUAUUUAAGGAGAGUAGAAAACGGUGAUGUUUCA
Molecule: messenger RNA, 708 nt
Organism: Salvia hispanica
Lineage: Eukaryota; Viridiplantae; Streptophyta; Magnoliopsida; Lamiales; Lamiaceae
Product: cytochrome b561 and DOMON domain-containing protein At3g25290-like
Source: RefSeq, a predicted model, not a curated record